Solenopsis invicta (red fire ant) is the source of this 1942-nucleotide messenger RNA. RefSeq names its product oxysterol-binding protein-related protein 11. Lineage: Eukaryota; Metazoa; Arthropoda; Insecta; Hymenoptera; Formicidae. The transcript has 2 exons. The record is from RefSeq and is a predicted model, not a curated record. Bases 476 to 1060 code for a protein of 194 amino acids.
UACUGAACUUCGAUAAAAUUAUUUCUCUAAAUCUAGAAAUAUAAUUCAAUCCACGCGAAGAAAAAUUCCAACAAUUGUAAAACAAACAUUCUCCUGAUCAUGGUCAAUGAUCAUUAUCCGCUUGUACGUGAUCAUGCUUUCUUUGUUUCUUGGUUGGUCUAUUAAAGAAUGGGAUGGAUAUCAAACAACUAAUUGAAAUUGGAAUUCUGAUCUUUCCGCAUAAAGGAAUCUUGAAAUAAAAUAUUGGCUCGUUCGUGAGAUUGAAGCAGUGACCUGGCCGCGAGUGAGACGAUAGAACACAUUUGCUACUGUGUUUAAAAUAACUGAACUUUAUUUCCUUUUUUUUCACUAUAACCUAACCUAUCCCUGGAUAUCAGCUGAGCAUGAUCGCUCUUGCUUAAAUGACAUAUCUCUCUCGAGAUUCCUGUCGUUCGCUGAGUAAAAAAAAAUUUCGAAGAAGCGAGAGUGGUAAACGAUGAACGUGCAAACGAGGCACCCUUACGAGGGUUUGCUACACAAAUAUACGAACGCCAUGAAGGGCUGGCAGUACCGUUGGUUCAUCUUGAGCCCAGAGACCGGCGAGCUGCAUUACUUCCUCAGCGAGUCUGAGAAAAAUCAGAGGCCACGGUGUUCGAUAUAUCUAGCAGGUGCCGUAAUAGCUCCCAGUGAUGAGGAUUCGAACACGUUCACCGUUAAUUCUGCUACUGGUGACAUGAUCAAAUUACGAGCUACAGAUGCGCGAGCACGACAGGAAUGGGUGGAUAAGCUGCGGGCAGUUACAGAGAUGUAUACUAGGGCGAUAGCUAGCAGCCAUCCUCCAUUGCCACCUCGGGAACAUUCUGGGAAUUCAAGCAGAAAUCCUGUCGUUAAGCUGGAAGUGUUGGACGCUUUUGCCAAUUGCCAGGAGCAAUUAAGAAAAGUAGAGAAGCACAAUCUUGCCUUAGCACAAUCCAUCGAGAAUUCGGACCUGCAUCUGGACUCGGAUCUCUUGGUUCUCAAAGCUAUGGCGCAUACCACUUUGCAUACAUUGAGCCAAUGUCUUAAUAUAUUAUAUCAAUAGGAAAUUAAUCAUAUUUUUUACGCUUAUCUAUCGAUUAGCUUAUCUAUAUUAAGAUUUUUUAUACCUGCGAACGUAAGAUUAUCUUCCCCAUUGCGCAAUAUCCAUAUCAUUUUAUUUUGAACAAUUAUGUACUUAUCCACAAUUAGGGCUAAUUUCAGACAUACACAGUUAAAGACGAGAUUAAUACCUCUUGCCAUUACAUCUACUGUAAACAUUUUUAAAUAAUUAUUAAGUAACAAUUGAUUUUAAAUAAGUAGUUAAUUUUUACAAAAAUUUAUUUUUUAUAUAUUACAAAUAAAACAAUAAUAAUUAGGUUUAUAUCGUACUUUUAUUCAAUCACGAAAAGACUAGUUUUUUUAAAACUUGUCUCUUUAUAAUAAUAAAUUCUUUGAAAGUUAAUCAGUAUGUUACUGUGUAAGACAGUAAUAUUUUUUGUGUUAGAAUUUUUCUACGCGCGUUUGAUCUUCCUACAAUCAUAUUAUGGUUUAAUAAUAUAUAAAAAUAAAUUUCUCUCGCUACAGUGCAUAUGUGUAGAAACAAUUGCAGUUUUGAAGUUUUAUUUGAAUUUGGUCCUGCCAAUGACAAUCUCGGUGUAUGUUCUUCCAAUAACAAUACCGCAUGAAAAUGUAAGAAGAUAUACAUAUGUGUGUAUGUAUGUGUGCGUUGUGUAUAUAUAUCAUAUAUUAAUUCUGUUAGAAUGUUGUACAAAGGAUGUAUGUAUAUAUAUAUCUAGAUUUUAUUAAGCAAAAUAUAACACAUUCCCCUCUACUUUUUUUGUUCCACAUGAAAGCUGAUUUUUUAAGUUCAAAUGUUUAUAGUCAAGUAUGAAAUGUAUAAAAUGUAGGUAUAAAAUGUAUUAUUAUAUUUUACUGCGUUCUAAAA